UUUGUCAGUAAAAACGGAAAUGAAUCGGUAGCGCCCAGACUCGAACGCCUCGUCGCCCUUUCCCCGUCGUCGCCGCCGCCGCCGCCGCCCUCCCUCGUCGUCCCUCCGCCGCCAAGUGGACGGAGAGUAGCAGAUCCAGUACCGGCCGAUCCCCUCUGCACCCGCCGUUUCCCUCCGCCUCUGCCGUGGCCCGAGCAGGAGCAGGAGCUCCUCCAGCUGCCGUGGCCAUUCCCCUCCUCCCCUGCCCUUGGCCUCCGCCCCCGCAGUUCCGGACGCUAUUCAGGUCCGCAGGAGCGGCAGCUCCCUGCAGUUCCAGGCGCUGUUCAGGUCAUCCAGGAGCGGGAGCGGCAGCUCCCCUCUGUUCAGGUGAUGCACGCAGCUCUCCUCUGUUCCUUCAGGGACCCUAAAUUAUGUUUUGAUUGCCUUGCUGGAUUCCUUUGUGUGGACAGAUAUUGGAGCACAUCAGGAACCACCCCCUCCUUCGGUCCUCCCCUCCUGCCUGUCGUAAUUUAGCGUUGCCAGUUCUAGGUUUCUCUUCUCUCAAAACAAAACAAGUUCAUCUGAGAGAUGUCAACCUUGGCCCCCGGGAAGGAUGUGGAAAUUGAAGAAAGGUUUGUGCUACUGGAGCUUGGACCCAAUGAGCAAACAGGAAAAUCCAAGAAAGACUUUGUUGUUGGGAUGUGGAGAUGGCAACUAUCGGUGCUCCGAUCUGGAAAGGAAACUUUGGUGACGCUUUCACCAUUACAUAUUUUGAACGAAGUUGUUUUUUCUGUCUCCCUAAAACUUACAUAUUUUCCUCAAGGUCGACCGGUCGUACUUCAUAAUCUCAAAGAAGUUGAUGUACCUCUCAAGCAUCCUUAUACAUGGACAGUGAUGGGUGGAUGUGAAUCUAGAUGCUUGGUUGAGAUCAAGUUUGGUGUCAACUAUAAAGCGUAUGGCAGAACACACUAUAUUUUGCGCCCUAGACGAAUGAGCACGACGUCAGUGGAGCAAGCCCAGUCUAGUGUCGCGCGCAUGCUGAGAGAAGACAUCCUCACUGACAUCACCAUCAACGCCGUCGGUGGCAGCAUCAGGGCCCACCGCGCCGUCCUGGCCGCGCGGUCGCCGGUGUUCAUGAGCAUGUUCACGCACGACCUCAGGGAGAAGGAGCUCUCCACGGUGGACAUCUCCGACAUGUCCAUCGAGGCGUGCCAGGCCUUCGUGGGCUGCGUCUACGGUGUCGCCAUGUCCGAGGAGGAGCUGCUCGUGCACCGGAGCGAGCUCGUCGUCGCCAGCGACAAAUACGGCGUCGAGAACCUGAAGAAGGUGUGCGAGGAGAGCAUGAUUGUGGACGUCAGCACGGAGAACUUGCUCGAGAGGCUGCAGAUGGCUCACACCUACAGCCUGCCGGCGCUCAAGAGGACCUGUGUGAGGCUUCUCGUGGAUUUUGGGAGGAUGUACGAGAUUCCCAAUGAUUUCGAGGAGUUCAUGAAGACUGCAGACCAGGAUAUUGUAGGUGAAAUCCGCUCAACUGCAAUGCUCAGAGGGAGAAAGCUUGAGGACAGGCAGAAGCCUUCAGCUGAAAAGACUCGCCGGCGGAAGUCCAUGCCAAGCCAGGAUUCCGAUGGCGGCGCUCCGGGUAAACGGGUUCGGCGGCUCAAUGUCCGGCUUGCAGGCGAUGAGUGGGCCAAGUGAAUGAAUUGUGCCCGCUUCGUCAGUUACAUGACAUGAUAGCACCACGUUGUUGCUGAUUUCCGUUCUUGCUCUGGCACGAUGUUUGUUUGCUCAAAAUUGUGUGCACAAGUCAUGAGUGUGAUGAUGGCAUGGUGUUAAUUGAGCGGUUCAGUGUCCGUCUUGCA
This is a messenger RNA of Aegilops tauschii subsp. strangulata, 1838 nucleotides long. RefSeq names its product BTB/POZ domain-containing protein At1g55760. NCBI's taxonomy places the organism in Eukaryota, Viridiplantae, Streptophyta, Magnoliopsida, Poales, Poaceae. Gene Ontology annotation, molecular function: protein binding. The record is from RefSeq and is a predicted model, not a curated record.